AUGGCUCAAAGAGGUACGGGUGCAUGCCAUUUCAUGACGAAGAACAAAAUAACUAAGUAUAAACUGCUAGUAGAUAGCACCGAGGUCCUCGAAAGAGCCGCUGUAGGAUUUGAACUUUCUCUUUUUCUGAGCGCUGUGAACUGUGAGGUCUUCAAUGGCGGAAUUGAAACUCACAGCAUUGCGAAGGGGGUAUCAUUCCUGGCCGUUUCGUUGAAACAUGCAGGGCGGAUUCUCCAGGAGCCUGACCCCAUUUACUCUGCGCAAGCUGGAAACACCAUCAGGGAAAUCUCGCAUCAGAGUGCUGCAGUAUUUGACGAACUCAAGUCAAUGCUGAACAAUGUUCAGGCUUGUGACAAUGGCUCAUCCAGUAAUGAGACUUUACGAGACCAUUUUCUACGUUGUUUCAAGAAGCACCGUGUCACAUACCUCAUAGCCUACAUGGAGUCACUCAGCCUUAGCCUUAUGGCUAUAGGGCAAAUAAUAACGCUAGGGAAAUUAUUAGCUUCAAAGAGGUAUAUGGAGCAGGACCUUGCUACAGCUUUAAUUGAACAAGAACGCGCUGAGAUUCAGAACAUGCUUAUCAUUCGAUGCUGGUCCUUGAAUAGAAUAGACAGGUUCUAUAAUCUUGCUCGUCGAGAAGCAGAAGAAGGGACCAUAUCUUGUACAGGCAGCCCCGCUACUGAUCCAUUUAUACCCGAAUAUCAGCGUAAUGCUUUCAGGAAACUCCGUGCUAUCUCAUUUGGAGGUGUCGAUACCGCCCUAAAGCAAAUAAAGAAGACGCCCAAGGAUAUGGUUCAGGUAUCUGCUGAGGCAAUUGACCCUUUAUUACAGCUAUGGGUGCGGCAAAAAGAGGUCUCAUGGAAUCCAAGCUCAUACCUACACCAUGAAAAUUGCUUCGAGCUACCCUGUGGUCUUGCUACCCCUGGGUCUGUGGAUGCGGAGACUACAGAAAACUCGGAGCAACCAUCUCAAAGAGCUAGAAUAUAUGCUGAUGAUCUUCGGCAAAGCAAUGCCAAAUAUUGGGCUACUGUUCAGACCGAUUCGGAGAAUGAGCCUGAGGGCGAUGAAGGCUUACCAAAAAACGUUGCCGAUCCGUCAUCCUCAUCUCCUCAUAAUUGUCCUUCCGCAAAUGAUAGUAACGCUCGUGGGCGUUCCAACUUACAAGGGGACGUCAGCUAUAUUACACCCCACGCUCAUCCCAGCCCACAGGCGGAGAACCAAGGCAACGUCAGGUUGCAAACAUUUGCUCCUCAAAGGACUAGCACCGGACCUUUUGAUAACCGCGAUACAUACAAGAUACCAGUGCAUGAUUUUAAAGGCUCCUCUCCAAACUUACCCUCAAAUACGGACACAUGGAAGAUACCAUAUAAUGUAAACCAACCACCAGAGCAACAUCCUAGAAGGCCUAAUUAUCCACCAACCGCUACAUCAUACUUUUAUCCAAAUUGCUACCCAAACUACCCGAUAAACCCACCUUGUCGAUCCAACAGCUAUCCACCUGGGCCGUACCCCCGCCAGCAUGCCCGCUCAUAUCUCCGCGACUCUCAGACACCUUUACACAUGGCCCAAACCCCGUCAAGAACAACAUCUCAUGCUGCUCCGUCUAACUAUGAUGCCCGUGUCUGUCGUUCUAAGCCCCGUGUUUCUUUUGUGGAAGACCAAUACUCCGAUUCUUCAAGUAGUGAGACAGACAGAGAUAGGUUACGGAGAGGGGCUAGAAUGAAGGAACGGAGAAGGCAACGAGCAAACGGGCGGGAUAAAAGGUCCAAUUCUCGGACAAAGAGCUUGAGACGAUCGACGUUGCACGGCGUUUUGGGUGCAGGAGCUAUCACGGCGUUCCUUCAAGCAUUGGAAGGGCUCUCGCCGGGAGAUUGGUCUCUUUUCAUGAAAUACUGA
Molecule: messenger RNA, 1896 nt
Organism: Nannizzia gypsea CBS 118893
Lineage: Eukaryota; Fungi; Ascomycota; Eurotiomycetes; Onygenales; Arthrodermataceae
Exons: 2
Coding region: 1-1896 (631 amino acids)
Source: RefSeq, a predicted model, not a curated record